AUAGCCUUUGCCGGCUCUUGCUUCUUCCUAUCCUACUCUGUCUAUCUCUCCUGUUUUUGCGCAGUCCUAGUAGUUUGGAGGUGCUUAUUGGGCCGCAAAUGGGUCCUCUCACUCUGGCACUCAAUUCCGAUAGCUUCCCCGCCGCUGCUUCUCCUUCUUCUUCAGAUGCUUCUAGCAAGAAGUUUCUGAAUGUUCCUAUGGUAAAGCGGAAGGCUUUUGCAUCGGUGAGCAUGCAAGAAGAUAAGCCCUUUGAUUUCUUACGAACUUUAUUUGAGGGUGUUAUAGCAGGAGGUACAGCUGGUGUUGUUGUUGAAACAGCUUUAUAUCCCAUUGAUACUGUAAAGACAAGAUUGCAGGCUGCUCGUGGUGGUGGGAAAAUAGUCUUGAAAGGACUUUAUUCGGGACUGGCCGGAAAUCUUGCUGGUGUAUUACCGGCUUCUGCAAUUUUUGUUGGAGUUUAUGAACCUACAAAGCAAAAAUUGUUAAAGAUGUUUCCUGAAAAUUUAAGCGCUUUAGCUCAUUUUACUGCGGGGGCUUGUGGAGGAAUUGCUGCUUCACUCAUUCGAGUUCCAACAGAGGUCGUAAAGCAAAGGAUGCAAACGGGGCAAUUCACAUCCGCCUCUGCUGCUGUUCGCCUUAUUGCUGCUAAGGAGGGAUUCAAGGGACUCUAUGCAGGAUACGGAUCAUUUUUACUGCGAGAUUUGCCGUUUGAUGCAAUUCAAUUUUGUCUAUAUGAGCAACUUCGAAUAGGUUACAAAGUGGCGGCAAAGAGAGAGCUCAAUGAUCCUGAGAAUGCUAUAAUUGGAGCUUUUGCGGGUGCAUUAACUGGAGCUAUAACCACUCCUCUUGAUGUGAUUAAAACUAGACUAAUGGUACAGGGAUCUGCCAACCAGUACAAAGGAAUUGUUGACUGUGUUCAGACUAUUGUGAGGGAAGAAGGACCUCCAGCUCUUUUAAAGGGUAUUGGGCCAAGAGUGCUAUGGAUAGGGAUUGGUGGUUCAAUCUUUUUUGGUGUUCUCGAGAGAACAAAGCUCUUACUUGCUCAAAGACGACCAAUCGUUGGGGAAGACAAGAAGCAGGAUUAACAUUUUCAUAUGGAUUAUCCCGUGUUCUCCAAUUUUUUGGUGUAAAAGGUUCGCGGGGCAUUGAAAUUGCUUGAGUGAGCUUUGAUAAUGUCAUUAGUUUGUACCAGGAAGUAAAUCUCACUUUAGGCUAUGGUCGAACACAGUUUUGACAUUGUUAUAUAAAUUUCCUUUUCACCUGUUC
Molecule: messenger RNA, 1266 nt
Organism: Argentina anserina (silverweed cinquefoil)
Lineage: Eukaryota; Viridiplantae; Streptophyta; Magnoliopsida; Rosales; Rosaceae
Product: S-adenosylmethionine carrier 1, chloroplastic/mitochondrial
Exons: 13
Coding region: 99-1085 (328 amino acids)
Biological process (GO): transmembrane transport
Cellular component (GO): chloroplast envelope; mitochondrial inner membrane
Molecular function (GO): S-adenosyl-L-methionine transmembrane transporter activity
Source: RefSeq, a predicted model, not a curated record